Messenger RNA from Orycteropus afer afer, 1578 nucleotides. The record is from RefSeq and is a predicted model, not a curated record. NCBI's taxonomy places the organism in Eukaryota, Metazoa, Chordata, Mammalia, Tubulidentata, Orycteropodidae.
AUGAUAAUCAGAAAACAUGUAUCUCUUCCUCUACAUCAGAAAAUUCAUACUGGAGAGAAAUUAUAUGAAUGUACGGAAUGUAGGAGGGCCUUUAGACAGCAGUCAUACCUUAUUCAACAUCUGAGAAUUCAUACUGGUGAGAGACCCUAUGAGUGUAAGGAAUGUGGGAAGGCCUUUUGUCGUGUGGGCGACCUUAGAGUACAUCAGACAAUUCAUGCUGGGGAGAGACCCUAUGAAUGUAAGGAAUGUGGGAAAGCCUUUAGACUUCAUUAUCAUCUUACCGAACAUCAACGAAUACAUUCUGGUGUGAAACCCUAUGAGUGUGAGGAAUGUGGAAAGACCUUUAGUCGUGUUAGAGACCUUAGAGUACAUCAGACAAUUCAUGCUGGGGAGAGACCCUAUGAAUGUAAGGAAUGUGGGAAGGCCUUUAGACUUAAUUAUCAACUUACAGAACACCAGAGAAUUCAUACUGGCGAGAGGCCUUAUGAGUGUAAGGUUUGUGGAAAAACCUUUAGAGUGCAGCGACAUAUUAGUCAACAUCAGAAAAUUCAUACUGGUGUGAAACCUUAUAAAUGUAAUGAAUGCGGGAAGGCCUUCAGUCAUGGCUCCUACCUUGUUCAACAUCAGAAAAUUCAUACUGGUGAGAAACCCUAUGAAUGUAAAGAAUGCAGGAAGUUCUUUAGUUUUCAUGCAGAACUUACUCGACAUCAGAGAAUUCACACUGGUGAGAAACCCUAUGAAUGUAAGGAAUGUGGGAAAGCCUUUCGUCUUCAAACAGAACUUAAUCGGCAUCACAGAAUGCAUACUGGUGAGAAACCAUAUGAAUGUAAGGAAUGUAGGAAGGCCUUUAUUUGUGGCUAUCAACUUACUUUACAUCUGAGAACUCACACUGGUGAGAUUCCCUACGAAUGUAAGGACUGUGGGAAGACCUUUAGUAGUCGCUAUCAUCUUACGCAACACUACAGAAUUCAUACCGGUGAGAAACCCUAUGGAUGUAAAGAAUGUGGAAAAGCCUUUCGUCUUCAAGCAGAACUCACUCGACAUCACAGAAUCCAUACUUGUGAGAAACCCUAUGAAUGUAAGGAAUGUGGGAAAGCCUUUAUUCGUAGCAGUCAACUUAUUUCACACCAGCGAACUCACACCAGUGAGAAUGCCUUUGAGUGCACGGAAUGUGGGAAGGUCUUCAGUCGUCACUAUAAUCUUACGCAGCACUACAAAAUCCAUACUGGCGAGAAACCCUAUGAAUGUAAAGAGUGUGGGAAAGCCUUUCGUUUCCAAACAGAACUUACUCAGCAUCACAGAAUCCAUACUGGCGAAAAACCGUAUCAGUGUAAAGAAUGUGGGAAAGCCUUUAUACGUAGCAAUCAUCUUACUCAACAUCAUAGAAUCCACACUGGUGAGAAACCCUAUGAAUGUAAGGAAUGUGGGAAGACCUUCAGUCGUCACUACCUUACUCGACAUCACAGAAUCCAUACUGGUGAAAAGCCCUAUAAAUGUAAAGAAUGUGGGAAAGCCUUUAUUCGUAGAGAUCAACUUACUUUACAUCAGAGAAAUCACAUUAGUGAAGAAAUCCUAUGA